Molecule: messenger RNA, 2664 nt
Organism: Mustela erminea (ermine)
Lineage: Eukaryota; Metazoa; Chordata; Mammalia; Carnivora; Mustelidae
Gene: MCOLN1
Product: mucolipin 1
Exons: 12
Coding region: 134-2029 (631 amino acids)
Cellular component (GO): plasma membrane; lysosomal membrane
Molecular function (GO): NAADP-sensitive calcium-release channel activity
Source: RefSeq, a predicted model, not a curated record
CUCUGGUCACGUGAUCGCGGCGGGCAUCAGCUGACCCGAGAGGGUUUGAAGCGGCACCGCGAGGGAGCGAGGCCGCAGCAGCAGGGGCGGCGGGCGCUCGGACCCCGGCUGCCCCGCCGCGCCCCGCCCCGGCAUGGCAGCCCCCGUGGGCCGGCGGGGCUCAGAGACCGAGCGGCUCCUGAGCCCCAGUCCUGGGUAUGGCACCCGGGCCGGGGCCUCCCCCACCCCUCCGGAAGAGGAGGACCUCCGCCGCCGGCUCAAGUACUUCUUCAUGAGUCCCUGUGACAAAUUUCGGGCCAAAGGCCGCAAGCCCUUCAAGCUCAUGCUGCAAGUCGUGAAGAUAUUGGUGGUCACCGUGCAGCUCAUCCUGUUCGGGCUCAGCAACCAGCUGGCAGUGACGUUUCGGGAGGAGAACACCAUUGCCUUCCGCCACCUCUUCCUGCUGGGCUACUCGGAUGGGGCGGACGACACUUUCGCGGCCUACACGCGGGAGCAGCUCUACCAGGCCAUCUUCCACGCCGUGGACCAGUACCUCCUGCUCCCUGAUGUGUCGCUUGGCCGGUAUGCCUAUGUGCGAGGCGGGGGUGGCCCCUGGGCCAACGGCUCGGCCCUGGCCCUCUGCCAGCAGUACUACCACCGAGGCCACGUGGACCCAGCCAACGACACCUUUGACAUCGAUCCCAUGGUUGUCACUGACUGCAUCCGGGUGGACCCCCCCGAGAGACCCCUUGUGCCCCCCAGUGAUGAUCUCUCCCUCUCGGACGGCAGCGCCAGUUACAAGAACCUCACGCUCAAAUUUCACAAGCUGAUCAACGUCACCAUCCGCUUCCAGCUGAAGACCAUCAAUCUCCAAAGCCUGAUCAACAAUGAAAUUCCCGACUGCUACACCUUCAGUGUCCUGAUCACUUUUGACAAUAAGGCGCACAGUGGGCGUAUCCCCAUCAGCCUGGAGACACAGGCCCAUAUCCAGGAGUGUAAGCAUCCCAGCGUCUUCAGGCAUGGAGACAACAGCUUCCGGCUCCUGUUCGACGUGGUCGUGAUUCUCACCUGUUCCUUCUCCUUCCUGCUGUGCGCCCGCUCGCUGCUCCGUGGCUUUCUGCUGCAGAACGAGUUUGUUGGGUUCAUGUGGCGGCAGCGGGGACGGGUCAUCAGCCUCUGGGAUCGGCUGGAAUUUGUCAACGGCUGGUACAUCCUGCUGGUCACCAGCGAUGUGCUCACCAUCUCGGGCACCAUCAUGAAGAUAGGCAUAGAAGCCAAGAACCUGGCGAGCUACGACGUCUGCAGCAUUCUCCUGGGCACCUCCACGCUGCUCGUCUGGGUCGGCGUCAUCCGCUAUCUGACCUUCUUCCAUAAGUACAACAUUCUCAUUGCCACACUGCGGGUGGCCCUGCCCAGCGUCAUGCGUUUCUGCUGCUGUGUGGCUGUCAUCUACCUGGGCUAUUGCUUCUGUGGCUGGAUUGUGCUGGGGCCCUACCAUGUGAAGUUCCGCUCGCUGUCCAUGGUGUCGGAGUGCCUGUUCUCGCUCAUCAACGGGGACGACAUGUUCGUGACGUUCGCCGCGAUGCAGGCUCAGCAGGGCCGCAGCAGCCUCGUCUGGCUCUUCUCCCAGCUCUACCUCUACUCCUUCAUCAGCCUCUUCAUCUACAUGGUGCUUAGCCUCUUCAUCGCGCUCAUCACUGGCGCCUACGACACCAUCAAGGUCAGCGCCGGCCCGCAUGCCUCCCCCCACCUGUCUCCAUGGAGGGCCAAGCCUCACGGAUAUACAGCCCUGAACCUUGGGCUCCGGGUCCCUUGGAGUUGGCCCCGGCAGGGUCUCAGGGGGCAUGAGGCAGGGCGAGGAGGGAAAGAUCCGGGGAGAGAAGGUGGGAGACUGAAAAGCCGGAAGGGGCGAGUGGGGCGUGCUGACCACAGCUGCCACAUUCUCAGUUUUAUCAAGGUAGGGCUGUGGCCAGGUCGGGUUCCCUUGUCUUUUACCGACAGGGAAACCAGGGUGUACCGUUUUAGUGACUUGCCUGAGGUCAGCUGCUAAGGGGUAGAGCCAGAUGCAACCCAGGACUGUGUGAUUCCGGAAUCCCGAAUCCUAUACAUGUCCUGUACUGUGGCCUGGGUGGGAGCUCUUUGGGUCCAGGGAGUGGUGGUGGCCCGCACGCUGCAGGCGUCAGAGGAGAGAGGUGUUGGAGUAGAAUGUGAGGGUGGCAAGUACACACGAUUCUUUUGCAAAUGUGUGUUUGAGGGCCCUGGGCUGGGUAUCUGGGAAAUGUGGUAUAUACAGACGAUGUCAGACCAGUAGGCAAGAUGGGUGAUCUGUGAACAGAAGUGUGAUGACCAAUUCGUGAGAGGGGUGAAGGUUACAGAGGGAUCCCCUGCUUUAGACUGGUAUUGGGGUGAGUCCAGGAAAGUCUAGAAUGUGCCAAUACUGGUCCUAGCCACAUGUGACUGUUCAAAUAUUGACUUGAAUUGAAAUGAAACACAAUUCCAUAUUCAGUUUCUCCUCACACCAUUCACCUGUCAAGUGCGCAAAGGUUUAUACAGCUAGUGACUACCAGAUCAGAUGGCACAGAUAGCAAACUCUCCUGUAUCAGAAACUUCUGGAUUGAGAGUCCAGGAGAGAGCAUGAGGGAGAAGGAACAGCCGAAGGCCGGUAGCCAGAAAGGACUUGGGGAU